Messenger RNA from Nestor notabilis (Kea), 1827 nucleotides. It is a transcript of the gene RNF168, whose product is annotated as ring finger protein 168, E3 ubiquitin protein ligase. Gene Ontology annotation, cellular component: nucleus; site of double-strand break. Lineage: Eukaryota; Metazoa; Chordata; Aves; Psittaciformes; Psittacidae. Gene Ontology annotation, biological process: double-strand break repair; protein ubiquitination. Gene Ontology annotation, molecular function: metal ion binding; nucleosome binding; ubiquitin-protein transferase activity. The transcript is spliced from 6 exons. The record is from RefSeq and is a predicted model, not a curated record.
AUGUUGAAGAAACCGGGGGCUCCGCUAUCGUUGUCUGACUGCCUCUGCCAAAUCUGCAUGGAGAUCUUUGUAGAGCCUGUGACACUGCCAUGCAACCAUACCCUCUGUAACUCUUGUUUCCAGCUGACAGUUGAAAAAGCCAGUCUUUGUUGCCCUUUUUGUCGGCGUCGGGUCUCUUCUUGGGCACGGUAUAAUGCCCGCAGGAAUACUCUUGUCAAUUGGGAGCUCUGGGAAAAGAUCCAGAAGCAUUACCCAAAGGAAUGUGAGCGUAGGAUUAACGGACAGGAUUUGGAAGAUGAAAUCUGUGUCCCCCAUCCGCAGCACCAGCUGAGCAAGCCUGGGGAACUGAGGCAGGAAUAUGAAGCAGAGAUUAGCAAGGUGGAGGCAGAAAGGCGAGCGCAUGAGCAAGAGGAGAACAAGGCGAGUGAGGAAUACAUUCAGCGCCUUCUGGCAGAGGAGGAGGAGGAACAGAGAUUGGCAGAAGAGAGGCGGAGGGAGAUGGAGAAACAGCUGAAGCAAGAUGAAGAGUUGGCCUGGCAGCUGAGUAACAGCCUGAAUGAUGAUUCCAAAGGACACGUGCUCAGCAGUCCUGCACGAGCAGGCAGUGUCUCACUUGAAACAUCCCCAGCUAAUUUGUGCAAGACGAAGAGCAAACCAAGCAACUCUGGAGACAUUCAAAAGUAUCUGUCUCCAAAACUUCAUCAUACAUUGGGAUCAGCAUCAUUCUCUAGAACAAGAGGCAGGAGUGACUCUGGCUCUGUGGAGACCAAUGGUAAUGAAGGCAGCAGUUCAGCAUGGCAAGAUGAGCAAGAGGAAAUGCCAACACUGUCUCCACAGCUGACUGGUGUCAUUAAAGAUUCCAGUGCUAUGGAUUUGUUUUUGGAAUCGUGCAUGAACUAUUUCAGUACCUCUACUUCGGGGGAAACUACUGCUGUCAAGCAGGAAAAACCACCAGGAACAAAUUGUGUAGGAGAUGAGAUUCCAGAUGCGUUUCAUGGAAUCACAAAAGGGGAAGGCUCUGCAGCAGUUCUUAGAUCUAAAGAAGAAGAUGAUGGAAUUGAGUCAGACAGUGGCAGUUUAACACAUGUAGAAAGCAUAAACCCUGAAAAUUCUGCUUAACCUCAUACCUGUAUUCAAUCAACAGCAAAUUCUGUGAUGUCUGACAGCACAAGUGUAGUAUGUGACCUUAUGAAGGUGGCUAGACACUCAGAUGAAGAGAAACCAGAGAGCUUGCAGAACACUAGGGAGACUCCAAAAAGAAAGUUGCUGGAGCCACCAGCUGAAGCAGUGGUUGACUUUUGUGUGCUUGAUAAGAGAAGAAGAACUUUUCCAGAAAGUUUAGAGGAGCAAGGGGAGCUGAUAAAUGAUUUUAACUUGCAAAUGCAGAAAGCCUUUGAGAAGGAGUUCUAUGAAAGACGUAUGCAAGAGGAGCAGGACAGGCUUCUGGCUCUGCAGCUGCAAAAACAGAUCAACAAGGAGGAAAGGACACUUAAUCGACAAAAGGGAUCUCCAGAUCAGUAUCUUCUUCGCACCAAACCACCUCAGUUGGUGAAAGACUCUCCUGCUAGAAAGGGAAGUUCUAAGGUGGCAAAAGAUGCAAAGGUACCAAAAAAACAGGUUGAAACAAACCACCGCAAAACUCGCAGAGGUUCUUGCAAUGAAAACUGGCAGUCCCCUACCAGAGUCCGGAUGAAAUCGCCCAGCAUCAAAGGAGGAAAGGUGUUGAAUUGUGUGGUUAAUACCAGUGAUGCAAAUGAUAUUUGUACACUACCUAAGAAUAAGCAAAAGACGAUCCUUCAGAUGCUUAAAAGCCCUGUUGCAGAGUAG